Messenger RNA from Ananas comosus (pineapple), 1481 nucleotides. RefSeq lists its product as uncharacterized. Lineage: Eukaryota; Viridiplantae; Streptophyta; Magnoliopsida; Poales; Bromeliaceae. The record is from RefSeq and is a predicted model, not a curated record. Bases 135 to 1268 code for a protein of 377 amino acids. The transcript is spliced from 6 exons.
UAAUCCCCACUGCUUCAUUAGUUUAUUUUACCGCGCGAUUCUCUGUUUCCUUCGAAAUCGCAAUUAGGGUUUCGCAGUGCUCCUCCAUUGAUUCGUAUAUCGUUCGAUCCCCUCUUCUUAGCGUGUAGAAGCCAAUGGCGAACGACGGAUUGGAUUGGGAGGGUUUGCUCAAGUGGAGCCUCGCUCACUCUGAUGGAACCAAGCCCUCGCGCAAUCUCAGUGAGGAGGAAAGGAAGUGGUUUAUGGAAGCGAUGCAGGCGCAGACAGUGGAUGUCGUGAAGAGGAUGAAGGAGAUCACACUUGUCAUGAAGACUCCUGAGGAUGUUCUUCAGGCGCAGGGUGUUACUCCAGAAAAUAUUGAAGAUAUGUUGGAUGAGCUACAAGAGCAUGUGGAAUCCAUUGACAUGGCUAAUGAUUUACACUCAAUUGGUGGUUUAGUUCCUCUUCUCGGUUACUUGAAAAACUCUCAUGAUAGAAUCCGGUCGAAGGCAGCAGAAGUUGUGACUACGAUUGUUCAGAACAACCCAAAGAGUCAACAGCUUGUGAUGGAAGCUAACGGGUUCGAACCACUGAUGGCAAAUUUUGCCUCAGACCCUGAUGUAACUGUGAGGACAAAAGCCCUUGGGGCAAUAUCAUCAUUGAUUCGAGGUAACAAGCCGGGAAUUGCUGCUUUUCGCUUGGCAAAUGGUUAUGCAGCAUUAAAGGACGCGCUCGGUUCAGAAGAUGUUAGAUUUCAAAGGAAGGCUCUCAAUCUGAUCCAAUACCUUCUACGCGAGAACAGUUCAGACCACAAACUCAUCACUGAACUAGGGUUUCCCCGACUUAUGAUACACCUCGCAUCGAGUGAUGAUCCGGCUGUCCGAGAAGCCUCCUUGAGGGGGCUUCUGGAGCUGGCUAGGGAUGCAAAAUCAGGUGGUAGCGAAAGCACAUUUCCUGAAGCUGAUGAAGAGAAGCUGAGACAGGUCCUCGAGGGCCGUAUUGCGGGGAUCGGUGAGAUGGCCCGCGAUGACCUAGAAGCAGCCCGCGAGGAGAGGCAGCUUGUUGACUCCCUUUGGAAUGCAUGCUAUAAUGAGCCGUCUUCUCUUCGAGCGAAGGGCCUUCUCGUUCUUCCUGGAGAAGACGCUUCCCAACCCCCACCGGAUGUUGCGGGGAAGCUUUUCGAACCGGCAAUGCGCGCAUUGGCAGCAGCUUCGAGCUCCACAGAUGAGAAGCAGCAGAAGCCAUUACUUCUUGGCCCUGCUAAUAAUGGUGGGAACUCUGGCUCCUAGAACUAUAUCCAUCAGUGGGAGAAAAGGAGAUUGCUGUGAGGCAAAUCAGUUGUAUCUAUAUGGAUAAAUAUGGUAGUUAGGUGCAGUUCCACUUUUUACUAAUAUUGUACUUUGAACUGUGUUGUGCCCUGUUUGAAGUUUCUCGAGCUCUCCCUACCCUUCUCAAAUAAGAGUGGUCGGGGGAAGUUAAAAAUGAGUUUUUGGUCUACGAAA